UAUUUUAACGAUAAAUCCGCGGUCACACUGUUUUGCAGUUUAAAGCGUAGUUGUUAAAAUGGAUUAAUUUACUUAAUGCAGUUUCAAUCAAUGUGCAAUAAAAAUAAUAAUUACAAGUUCGUGUCGUAAUAAUUUCAGCGAUAAAUAACAUUUUACCCAUAUCAUACACAUGUGCCACAGAUGUGUGUGAGUGCGAGCGAGGAAUGUCAAAAUGACAGCAACAAAGCAAGCAGUAUAGCAAAACCAGCUGUGCGAGGUCGUGGCCCUCUCCCGAAAACAACAAUAUCCAAAAUUCGUAAAAAUUAGACAAUAUUUUCAGUUCAGUUCUAUAGAAAUCCCCAAAAAAAAACGAUAUUGAACAGGAUUCAAAAUUGUCUAUUAUAUAAUUCAGUUAAUUAAGCGUGGUAUGCACAUGCUACAACCAGCCAGACUCAAGUGCAUCACUAUAUUCACACUGCGUCAUACCUGGAGAUAUUUUCUGUUCGUGGCCAAGCUGCUGCACUACAUCUACACGACAGUCAUAUAUCCCCUGUGGCUGCCAUCGAAUCGGGAGCACAACAACAAUAUCAUGGAUCAAGAAAUGGCAGAGGAGCAAGACAUGCCAGAGGAGGGAGGCCAUCGGGAGAAUAUAAUCGACCAGCAACAGGAGGUCCUGCGGGCCCAUGCGGAUAUUGUGGCACGCUUUCAGGUCAUAGCAGCUGUAGAGCCGAUGGAUGCGGCCAGUGACAUGGACGACGAGGACGAGGAGGACGACGACGAUGUGGAUGUGGACUAUGGCGAUUCGGAUUCGGACUCGGAGCUUGAGGAAAUGUUUUCAGAUGAGUCGAGCAGCUCCAGCGACGACGCCGACGAACAGGACUCCAAAGACAUUUCAAAAAGCGCCCUUAGCGCGUCCCUCUUAUCCGAUGAGGAACAGCAGCAGCCAAAGACACUGCGCCAGUACAGCUUCCAGCCCCUGCGUCUGGUGAAGUGCGCCUACAAGUAUAAGCAUUGCGCUGGUGGCUACCCGCUGGCCCGCAGUGGCCACCGCAUCAUCGCUUCAAAUUCUCAUCUGUACUCUCUGGGCGGCUACAAUCCCCGGAGCGCCGUCACUGCAGCUCGUCGCGGUCGCUGCCUGCUCUUCCAGGAGCUCUGGAGCUAUAACUUUGCCACCAAUCUCUGGAGGCUGGAGCUGAAUGCAGAGAACGCCAGCAACUUGCCUAUGGAGCUGGCCUCCAACGCAUUGACCAUUCACAAUAACGUGUUGAUUUCCCAUGGAGGUACUGGCUAUCCCUUCGGGGAGUCCUGUUCGAACGAUUGCUAUGUGUAUCGCACGGCCAGUGUUGGGGCGACGCCUGCCGUCGAACGCUUGAAGGUCACCGGGGAUCGACCAACUGCCCAAUACGGUCCAGGGAUUGUGAUCCACAAAAAUUAUCUGUACACAAUCGGGGGAACAACUGGCUUCGACUAUACCUGCGACGUCUAUCGCUUGGACCUGCGCACAGGAGUGUGGGAGAAUGUGUACAUUAGUCGGCCGGAGAUGCGCGAAGAUCCCGAGGGCCGCUACCGCCACGAGGUGAUCUACGAUGGAAAGCACAUCUUUGUGCUUGGAGGCGGGACUUCGCACUCUGUGUACGAUCUUCAGCGCAUUCCAGCGUACAACUUGGAUGACAACUGCUGGGACUACUUCGACACUUUCCCAGAUCGACGGAUCGUCGAUGUGGAGCAGAACAAUAAGGGCUAUCCGAAGCCGCGCAAGUGCUUCUCGUGUGUGCAACACCAGUCCACCAAUGGAGAUAUCGAAGCCUUCAUCACGGGUGGCUUGCAGGGUGACUUUUCGACAUAUUUUUCUGAUAUUUGGAAGCUGAAUAUGCGCACCAAGCAGUGGUUCCUCAUUGAGACAAGUCUGCCCCGACCCCUGUACUUCCAUUCGGCCGCACAUUCGGACAACGGCUGCAUGUACGUGUUCGGUGGCAUCGAGUACAAUGAGAAGGAGAUGCGUCGACGCAACGGUCUCUACAAGAUGUGGAUGACCGUGCCAAAGCUGAGCGAAAUGUGCUGGGAGGCCAUAACCUACUACAACGAUAAUCUGGACAUGUACGAUCGCAAGGCGCUUCUUAAAGCUGGCUUACCCAAGACAUUUACGGAUCGCCUGCCGACGCAAACGAGGAAGAAGGCCGAGAAGAACGAGCCAGACCCAUCCAUGCUUGUAUCUCUUUACUGCAACCCUAAGCGUGCUCGCUCCACAACGCAAUAGGGUCUUGAGAUUAAAUCAAAAUCCUCUCCCUUCGAAAAACAAAAACAAACAAAAAACUUUAGUUACGUGGACCCUUUAAUGGACCCUUUUGGUGCCGUGCCACCUCUUAAAUACUAACAAAACUUUGCGUUACUAUUGUUUAAAAGUUUUGUUUUGAUAUUGAGCGCGCGCUGUGAUCGAAUACGAAGGACAUUUAUAGUUGUACACAUGCAUACAUCAUACAUAUGUAUGUAUUUUGAUAUUUCGUAGACUCGAAAGAAAAAGGCGGACAUGUUUAGCAUGUAGAUAAGAUUGUAAUUAAGUUAGCUAGCUGAACAGCCAGAACAACUCCAGCAACAGACAUACAACAAGCAACGCGAAUGCAAUUCUAAACACCAGCUUAACAGAUCGGAUCGUUACAGUGCAGUGCAGCGCAGUACCGCCAGCGCACUCCCCAGUUCCACCCCAACCACACCGACAUCCUCAAAAAUCGUUUGGCUCUAAUGAACACUCUUUCUCUCUCUCAAUAUAUUUCUCUUCACCCGCACAGAGACUUGAAUCCAAAAUAAAUUAGUUUUGAAGGCUA
This is a messenger RNA of Drosophila pseudoobscura, 2801 nucleotides long. RefSeq names its product scruin like at the midline (gene slim). The record is from RefSeq and is a predicted model, not a curated record. NCBI's taxonomy places the organism in Eukaryota, Metazoa, Arthropoda, Insecta, Diptera, Drosophilidae. Gene Ontology annotation, molecular function: protein binding. Gene Ontology annotation, biological process: positive regulation of stress-activated MAPK cascade. The transcript is spliced from 3 exons. The coding region runs from base 407 to 2236 and encodes 609 amino acids.